AUGUAGAAAAUCAUGGAUUUGUUGGUAAUUUUAUGUGGAAUGCAGAACGGGGAAAUAGCUUUGAAAUGAAGAUGGAAACCGCUGAAUCGAAAUAUUCACACUGGUUUGAAGGUGCUGAACCACUAUGGAUUACUGCAGUAAAACAGGAAAAGAGAACACAUAUGUUUGAGUGGCCUGGCGGACAUAUUCCAAACAAUGGAACGACAUCUACAUUUUACGAUGAAAUGGGCGUUGAUGAUUGGCCAAUGAUUUCCCAUAUGAUGAAGAAUUUAAAGAAAGCUUUCAACCUAUUCAAAACUGAUAAGAUAGACAUGGCAGGUGUAUUCGUGGAUGUAGUAGAUGAUGGGGGACACAGUUAUGGUCCUAACUCUAACGAGUUAAAAGACAUUAUCAGACAAACAGACGACGCUAUCAAACAAAUGUUAGACAUGAUAGUACAGGAAGGUUUGGAGAACAAAGUUAAUAUAGUUAUAUUUUCUGACCAUGGAAUGACCGAAAUUUCGGAGUCUCGAACGAUAGAUAUAUCAGAUCAUAUUGGCAGCCCGGAUGUAGAAGUGGUCAGGGAUAAAGGUGCUGUAUGUAGCAUAUGGCCAAGAGAAGGAAAAUUAGAAAAAGUGUAUUCUAAUCUCCAGCAAAUGAACAACAAGCAUAUAACAGUGUACAAAAAGGAAAAUUUACCAGAAAGAUGGCAUUAUAAACAUAAUCAAUUAGUAGCACCCAUCAUUGUUGUAGCAGAGCUUGGUUGGUACAUUUUAACUCCUUCAGGGCAGAGCAUAGACAAAUAUAGAGCCGGGCCUGCAAAAGGACAUCAUGGAUAUGAUAAUGCAGAAAAAGAUAUGCGUGGUAUAUUUUUAGCUUUUGGCCCAGAUUUCAAGAAAAACUUUCAAAAUGGGCCUGUUAAAGCAGUAGAUAUCUAUCAAGUAAUGUGCAAAGCACUGAAAAUACAACCUCUUCCACAUAAGGGCAACUGGUCUAGUGUCAAAGAUAUAUUUAUUUGAAAAUAGUGUUCAACCUUUUUUAGUUUUA
Messenger RNA from Mytilus californianus (California mussel), 1026 nucleotides. RefSeq names its product glycerophosphocholine cholinephosphodiesterase ENPP6-like. The transcript is spliced from 6 exons. Lineage: Eukaryota; Metazoa; Mollusca; Bivalvia; Mytilida; Mytilidae. The record is from RefSeq and is a predicted model, not a curated record. The coding region runs from base 33 to 998 and encodes 321 amino acids.